AUGUCCAACCCGGUGGAGGCCUCUAUGGAGCGACCAAGAAAGAGACAAAAGACAAUUAACGGAGUCAAAUUCCCAAUGAAGAAUGGAAAUCUACAGGGACAGAAAAGUAAUGGUGUAUCGAACGGUCGGGCUAAUGCCAGUUCGGGCAAGCAAAACGCUCUGGCAAAAUCAAGAGAAGCAUUGCCCAUUUGGCCAG
Acaulospora colombiana is the source of this 196-nucleotide messenger RNA. The record is from the annotation of a GenBank genome assembly. Lineage: Eukaryota; Fungi; Glomeromycota; Glomeromycetes; Diversisporales; Acaulosporaceae.